Molecule: messenger RNA, 2223 nt
Organism: Drosophila eugracilis
Lineage: Eukaryota; Metazoa; Arthropoda; Insecta; Diptera; Drosophilidae
Gene: fs(1)K10
Product: DNA-binding protein K10
Exons: 2
Coding region: 181-1488 (435 amino acids)
Source: RefSeq, a predicted model, not a curated record
GGUCGCAGCUAUCGAAACUAUAGUGCUGUCGGGAAACAGAUCGCAAUUUUUCAUAUAGAAUUUUUUUUGUUACAAACUAAGCGUAAUUUUAAGAUAAGUUCGCUCUCCGCUUGUUGUUCCGAUUAGACUCUUUGUCCUUGAGUCCUGACCCUCUCCUCUUCAGUUAAAUUUCGCUCUGCAAUGGUGUCCAAGAACCAAUUCCAGCCAAAUCGGGCCAUGCAGUCGCAACACCACCCGCAGCAACAGCAACAGCAGCAGCAGCAGUAUCAGCAGCAUCCGCAGUAUCAACAGCAGCAGCAGCAAAACCAGCAUCCGCAGCAGCGAAAUAAUCAGAGCAUCAACAAUAAUAAUAAUAAUUACAAUAAUCCCCGUGCAGCAGCAGCUCCGUAUAGAAAACCAUUCCGUCCGGGCAACAAUAUUUCCGGACCAGGUGGAAAUGGUAACGGCAAUGGAACCAAUGGCAAUGGCAACAAUCAGAUGAUGUUCUCAUCCAGCCAAAUGCCCAGCGAUCCUCUGUACAUCGACUUCAACAGUCCGGCACCUGGAAACAAACAUCAAGGCGACGGUCUGAAGAAAAGGCCCUUAAAGGGCAUCAAACAGCAGCAGCAUCCCAAUCCGAACCAGCAGCAGGGAAAAAUGAACAGCCCAAAUAACAAACAAAUGAGCCAAAUGCAGCCUUUCAACCACCAGAUUAACGGCGGCGACUGGCAGCGUUUUCCGGGAAACAAUCUCAACCAGAACCGCUUCAAUGGGUUCCAGCGCGGACCCCCUCCAAACCGCCCACCCCCACGUCACAUGAUGGGUCCGCCAAUGGGACCAAUGGGUCCUGGACCACGUGGACUCGGACCCAUGGGUCCCGGAGGCCCUUAUCCGCAGAUGCCUUUUCAGCCACCGAUGCCCGGUAUGCGUGGUCCCCCUAUGCCGCCUAUGGGUGGACCACCACCGCCUCCGCCCCCGCACUUUAUGCGACGGAAUGGACCCGGUCCGGGUCCCAUGAUGGGUGGUCCACCGCCUAUGCACAUGAUGGGUCCGCGGAUGCCACCACGAGGUAUGCCACUAGGCGGACCUUUCGGACCAAUGAACAUGAACGGCGGAAGGAUUACGAAGCCCAAUCCCAAGCUUAUCAAGCAGGCGGUGAAGGGAAAGAACUCUAUUAAGACCUUAAAGAAUCUGAUCAAUCAGUAUCCUAUCGACAAGCCCUGGGUCACGGAGGAGAUUCGCAUCGAGCACGACAAGAAAGUGGACAUUGAAAACCGGUUGAAGGGCCACAAGGACGACGAACUCUUUUCCCAGUACAGGGGGCAGCGAGACAAGUUUGUUAACCUCUACGAGGCGGCACGAGAGGAAUACCUUAAGCAGGAGGCAGCCAGCGUCAAGGCCAAGGAUGCCAAGUCAGACAAAGACAAAACCCAAGAAAACGCAAUUUCAAAUCAGAGCGCCGCCCCUCAGGCCGGAAGCGCUAAAGAUGCAACAAUUCCAAAUCCCUAGGCAGCCAAUGCAACCGAAACCGAAUACCGAAUCAAAUCGAAUCGAACCGAAUCAAGAUCAGGUCGACUCGCAGAACAUUAAAUCUAAAAACAAAACAAAAGCAGUGCAAAACUAAAACUAAAUGAAAACAGAGAAAAGCGAGCAAGAGCAAGGGUCUGACAAAUGAAGACGUAUAGAACUCAAGAUCCCGACUCAAGAUCGGUUAUACACACAUCCUCCUCCUGAGGAGGUGCUUUUGUCACACGUUGCUUUUGCGACUGAGAACUGAGCUUAAUAACGAUAAUAUUAAAUACAAGCCCAGCGAUGAUUAUGUGGAAGAAAUUCUAAUUAUAAAGAUUACGUUAAAGAAUAAUGCAUAACGAUUCACUCAUCUAACGAUUAUUGUUAAUUGUGACCGUAACGUAAAGUAGAGAAUUGAAAUGUAACCGUAACGUAACAGUUUCCUUAUUCAAAAAACAUUUUUUCUAUUUAAUUCUAAACAGCGGCAAUAUCAAUUAUUUGUACACAUUAUUAUACACCCUUAUAUUUAUAUAUAUUCGUAUAUAUUGAUAAUAUAUAGUUAAUUAUAUUUCAUAUUCGCUACCCGUGUGCUUGAAAAGCAAAAUUAUUUGAUUAUUAUUAUACGCCGAUUUCAAGCACACGGGCCAAUAGCACUCUGUAAGCCUUGGAUUACACCACUUGAUUGUAUUUUUAAAUUAAUUCUUAAAAAUUACAAAUUAAGAUCACUCUGUGAAA